CCUCACCAUUUCACCUAUUUCACUCAAAAGACAAUAUUUUUUUUCUUCAGGUUAUCAUUGAUACGCCAUUGGCUCUAAACCUUUUGUUAUCCUAUUUUUGCUAGCAAAGCAUUCAUUUCCCUGAACAAAUACUCCUGCAUUGGCACCAUCCGACGAAAUAUCCCCAUCUGAUCCCGCCUAUGAAGAUCGUAUGAUGCAGGACUAGUUAGUUGAUAUUUCCUUUGUGCUACGUACAACAUCUUGGAGCACAAGCAGCUCAUUCCUAUCGCCGAGUCGCUAUUGGAAGACGCUACAGCAAGGAAGUACACAAAUUGUUGGUGGAGCACUACCCAAAGACAAUAUUGCAUCUUUCGGACCAGUUCCGAUAUCAAUUGUUCCCAACUAUAUCAACCCCAUUCAACUUCUACCACAACAACAAUAGGUGCUUGUUCUGAGAGAAUGACGUCCUGGGUCCUAUAAAUAAAGCUUCAAGCAGCCUUCGAUCAUGAAUGCGAAUAUAGAUUCUUGAUUUCCCAUUAACAGCCCAGGCAUUACUCGCGCAUGCGUCUCAUCCAUUGCGACCAUACUGCCUGGAAGAAACAGUCCGAGCUUAUAUCAUAAUCAGUCUCUACUAGUCACUAUUCCUUCAUAUCCCAUACUUCGGAACAAUAUACCAUGCAGAGCUCCCAGGUCAACGGUGGUCAGCUUGAGGACCACCUACGGAGCCUCAUUCUCAACAAUACUGGUCAACCAACCCCGCAUCCUUUCCAGGUCCCUGUCGCACCUACACCAAUUGAAGGUAGAUCUCUAGUGGACCAACCAAUACCUAAGAGAGAGGAACAGCAGAAUACUACACAUCCCUCGGUCCCGGCGCAAACUACACCAAAGGGUAGUAGGAAACGACCAAACCAAGCUCAGCGUCGUCAGAUGCAGGCGGAUUUAUCUAUACCCAUCGACACGAGAGGACCAGCACCACAUGACAGCAGGAGAUCUUACGCGGGACCGCAUCAAAACCGGAACCAACGCGCUAUAUGGCCCAACGCCGGACAGGCCGCGUUUACCCCCAACGCCGACGCCCAUAAUGGAGGAUUUCAAAAUCGCCCUAAUGCAACAAAUAACCCUCCUAUCACAAUCCAACAACGUCAGCGAGGUGAAUUUAGUCAGGGACCAAACCAUCAGCAUUCUUGGAGAAACCAGCAACCGCAUGCACCCGACACUUUCUCCAAAGGCGUGAACGUCGUGUCUGCCGACGCAUUCCCAUCCCGCGGUCGUCGCCCCUCACAGGCCACCCUUUACAACCCCAGCGGACAACGCCAAUUUACUUUCGGUUCGGAACAACUGAUAAAUCAGUCCAGACUUCUUGACGAUCUUUGUCAUUCCGUAGUAUCGGGUGCCGAAAUUGCGCCUGGCGAAAUUGCUGAGAAGGAAAACUUUCGUAAUCAAGUAGAGGCAAUUUGCCGCGAUAUCAUUAGUCACCACGAAAUUGAAGUAAAUGGAACACCUGGAUUCCAACCUUUUACAAUCCAACUCAAAUGCUUUGGAAGUCUUUCUUCAGGGUUUGCAACAAAGGCUGCUGAUAUGGACCUAGGCCUCCUCUCUCCCAUGUCACGGCUGCCUCCAGACUCGUCCGAUUCGCCCAUUCCCCGUCUAAUUGAGAAAGCAUUGCUCGAACGCGGCUUUGGAGCACGACUUCUCACGCGCACACGAGUGCCAAUCAUCAAGCUAUGCGAAAAGCCUGGCGAGAAACUCCAUUCGGAUUUACUAGAGGCGCGAGCUAAAUGGGAUAAGGGAUUGGCAGAUGACGGUCACGGAGUGGUGAACGAUGUCAUAGACGAUCAAGAUAUCCCGGAAGGUCCCGCCGCCACCACCAGCGAGGCGGACGGGACGUUAUCAACCCACGAACGCAAAGAUUCCCACCAACCAAAUGAUCUAGCGGGUAUGACGUAUGAGGAACAGCUUGCUUCACUGAAACAAUCAGAGACCCAACAUCUAUUGGCUUAUUACAACAACGCAAAACGACUACUGCGCCGAUUGAAUGGCCGUGAUAUCACCAUCUCGAACGCCGCAGACUUCAGCAUCGCGGAUUUCAAGCUUCUCGAUGAUAUCACAAACGCUUUCAUCAACGGUUUAUAUGACGACAGCCUUAAAACCCGAGUACAAUCAUAUCCAUCAUUUCGUUCCGCCAAUCUGCCAGAAUCCCCUAAUCUCCGAUCACUCUUAGGUGCCUUCAUGAUAGUAGAAGGCGAGACCCUUGUUGUUGCUUGGGAAACACAGGAGAUACCACAAGGGAGUCCGAAAUUGAGGCAAAACUCCGAGAGUAUUAUUGGCGCUUGGAAAUCUCUUCUGAAACAGAGAGCGUUCGGCGGAGACCCUCUUAUGUUCAAUCGUGAAAUUCAUUUAACCCUUGAACGACUUCGCCAAAUUCCAUUGAUACAGCUCACGCAACUAAAGCAAGAUCAAUACGAGUCAGCAACUCAAUAUUACACAAGGGUUUGCAGAGUCUCAGCCGAGUUAGGCCCGACUCAUCCCUCAAACGCGACCCUUUUAUCCCAGGUCAUUCAGCACUAUAUCUCGGGUAUUCGCGACAAGUAUACUAGAGAAGAGGUCCAGAACUUUGCCUCAUCGACUGGUGUUCAUACUCUCAAAAUAAUCGCCAGGAAACACAGGACAAUUCAUCUUGCUAUGGACUAUGAGAGGGCAAUCGAAAAGGGACUCUACUCGGAAGAAGAUAUUCCAGUUAUUCAACAAUACGUGAAGAUCCUCCGUGAAGGUUUCACCCGGCGUGUAUUACGGAGCAGCAAGCGCAUAGAUAACGCAUUUGAUUACAUUGCCCUGGUCGAUGAGGACAACACCGCAAUCAUUGAAAGGAUCAGACAGCUCCCGGAUCCCUCUCGACUGUCCCCGAAUCUACCAAGGGAUCGUUACCACGAUAGCCUAGAGUUCCCCAAGAAUGGAAUUGGCGUCCAGUGCGAUAUUAACUUUUCGGCGCACUUAGCGCUUCAGAAUACCCUACUUCUACGAUGCUAUUCUUACACAGAUACCCGCGUUAGACCGACGGUCCUCUUCGUGAAGCACUGGGCUAAAGCGCGUGGUAUCAAUACGCCUUAUCGUGGGACUUUGAGUAGCUACGGUUACGUUCUCAUGGUCUUACACUAUUUAGUCAAUAUAGUAGAGCCGUUUGUAUGCCCUAAUCUUCAGCACCUGGCUCCUCCAGACCCCGACCUUCCAGCUGAGGCUCUCGAAGGCGUUACUGUAUGUAAAGGGCGCAACGUUCGUUUUUGGAGAGACGAGCAAGAGAUUCAGAGAUUAGCCAGUCAAGGCCACCUCAAUCAGAACCGAGAGUCAAUUGGGUCGCUCUUGAGGGGUUUCUUUGAAUAUUAUGCGCAAAGCUAUACGAUGAGCACUAGUCACGCACGUGGCUUUGACUGGGGCCGAGAUGUACUAAGUUUGCGAUCGCCUGGAGGGUUGAUCUUGAAGCAAGAGAAGGGAUGGACGGGCGCGAAGACAGUCAUGCAAUUAGAGACAGGCGCCCCUCCUAAUCCAGCAGAAGCCGGGGUCAAUGGUGGAGUAAAGUCACCUACAGACGGUGUUAUAGGGCAACCAGGCUCAGGCCAGACACAGUUAGCGCGAGCGAAUGGAGCUCCCACGGCGUCGACGAGGCCGAAAGAACUCAAGGAGGUACGCCACCGCUAUCUUUUCGCGAUUGAGGAUCCAUUCGAACUCGAGCACAAUGUUGCUCGAACUGUAACACAUAACGGCAUUGUGUCCAUCCGAGACGAGUUCCGGCGAGCCUGGAGGAUCAUCAAGCAGGCUGGCAAGAAUGGCCAGGUGACGGAGAACCUCUUGGAAGAUGUUCAGGCGGAAAGCAAGAAAGCAGAGAUUCAAGAAUUCGCAGAAUUGCUAGCUGACAUACAUGGACCAUAGUAUGCGUCGUCCUGGAUUCACAGCUACCUGUAACUGUACCAUUUAGUGUAUUUGGACCUGGAUUACUCUCAAUCGCCAGGGCUUGUACGAGUAACGAUGUCUAAGGGUGGAUGCGUAAUGAGGAAAGGCAGGGAAGGCGUGGUGGUUGUCACUUACUGGUUACCAUCCGGCUUACUAGUAAGGAGACUAAUUGGCUUCGUGGCUUUGAUGUAGUACUAAUACCUACCUACUUAAUAAUAAUGGCGUUCAGCCAACUCUCGACUGUUUGCUGUGAUCUUUA
Molecule: messenger RNA, 4183 nt
Organism: Hypoxylon trugodes
Lineage: Eukaryota; Fungi; Ascomycota; Sordariomycetes; Xylariales; Hypoxylaceae
Exons: 1
Coding region: 655-3903 (1082 amino acids)
Biological process (GO): RNA 3'-end processing
Molecular function (GO): RNA uridylyltransferase activity
Source: RefSeq, a predicted model, not a curated record